This is a messenger RNA of Pieris macdunnoughi, 1680 nucleotides long. The record is from the annotation of a GenBank genome assembly. NCBI's taxonomy places the organism in Eukaryota, Metazoa, Arthropoda, Insecta, Lepidoptera, Pieridae.
AUGAGCUACGCUGCUGCUGAGACGGUGGCUCAGGCCAGCACUUGGGGUGCUUCAAGCCUCUUCUACGUGCUUCUGGUGCCAGCUGUUGUCCUCUGGUACGCCUACUGGCGUAUGUCCAGACGGCAUCUCUAUGAAUUAGCGGACAAAAUUGCGGGGCCAAAGGGCUUACCCUUGAUUGGAAAUGCCCUGGAAUUUACUGGUGGAUCUGACGACAUUUUCAAACGAAUGAUAAAACGAAGUGAGGAGUUCCAGGACAGUAUCAUUAAAGUAUGGAUUGGGCCACGUCUUUUGGUCUUCUUGUACGACCCAAGCGAUGUCGAGCUCAUCUUGAGCAGCCACGUUCACAUUGAUAAGGCAGAUGAGUACAAAUUCUUCAAACCCUGGCUCGGAGAUGGUCUUCUUAUCAGUACUGGUCAGAAAUGGCGUUCUCACAGAAAACUUAUUGCUCCCACCUUCCAUUUGAACGUAUUGAAGAGUUUUAUCGAUCUAUUCAACGCCAACUCAAGAGCUGUUGUUGACAAACUUAAGAGAGAAACUGGAGAAUUUGAUUGUCAUGACUACAUGAGUGAAUGCACAGUGGAAAUUUUACUUGAAACCGCUAUGGGUGUAAGUAAAAGCACACAGGACCGAAGUGGAUUUGAAUACGCCAUGGCUGUUAUGAAAAUGUGUGAUAUACUCCAUUUGAGACAUACAAAGAUUUGGCUGCGACCCGAUCUCCUAUUUAACUUUACUCAGUAUGCCAAAUUGCAGAACAACCUUCUUGACAUCAUUCAUGGAUUGACCAAAAAGGUUAUCAAGAGGAAGAAGGAAGAGUUCAAAUCAGGCAAGAAAUUAGCUUCUUUCGAGAACGAAGUUGCUGAGCCUUCAGAACCUGCCAAACACACCCAAACCACAUCCGUCGAGGGCCUUUCCUUCGGUCAGUCCAGUGGACUGAAGGAUGAUUUGGAUGUUGACGAUGAUGCUGCAGUUGGACAGAAGAAACGUCUCGCUUUCCUGGACCUUCUUUUAGAAAGUGCUCAAGGUGGAGUUGUUAUUUCUGACGAAGAAAUCAAAGAACAAGUCGACACUAUUAUGUUUGAGGGUCAUGACACUACCGCCGCUGGUAGCAGUUUCUUCCUAUCCGCAAUGGGUAUCCAUCAAGAUAUCCAAGACAAGGUAGUUGAAGAACUGGACAAUAUUUUCGGAGACUCCGAUCGUCCAGCCACUUUCCAGGAUACAUUGGAGAUGAAAUAUUUGGAACGUUGCUUGAUGGAAACCCUUCGUAUGUUCCCACCUGUACCCAUUAUUGCUCGGCAACUGAAACAAGAUGUCACAAUGCCAUCCAGUGGCAAGGUGGUGCCUUCUGGUACUACCGUCAUUGUUGCUACCUACAAGCUUCACCGCCGGGCAGACAUCUACCCCAACCCAGACAAAUUUGACCCUGACAACUUCUUGCCUGAACGUUCAGCCAACCGUCACUACUACGCUUUUGUACCUUUCUCUGCUGGACCCAGGAGUUGUGUUGGCCGCAAAUACGCCAUGUUGAAGUUGAAGAUCAUUCUGUCGACAAUUUUGAGGAACUUCCGCGUUCACUCCGACCUUAAAGAGUCUGACUUCAAACUGCAGGCUGAUAUCAUCUUAAAACGGGCUGAAGGUUUCAAGGUACGACUGACGCCCCGCAAGCGAAUGGCCAAAGCAUGA